Molecule: messenger RNA, 3059 nt
Organism: Anguilla anguilla (European eel)
Lineage: Eukaryota; Metazoa; Chordata; Actinopteri; Anguilliformes; Anguillidae
Product: ephrin-A4-like
Exons: 4
Coding region: 455-1036 (193 amino acids)
Biological process (GO): axon guidance; ephrin receptor signaling pathway
Cellular component (GO): plasma membrane
Molecular function (GO): ephrin receptor binding
Source: RefSeq, a predicted model, not a curated record
UCAAGAGUGUGUUUGCGCAGAACUGAUUUUCGUUUUGGAGUGGAUGUUACAACAGGAAAUAAGACUUAAAUGAGCACGUAUAAAUGUAUCGUAUAGACUUAAACCUAACGUGUAGACGUUUCCCAAAAGGAAAUUUAAACCAUAUUUCAACCGAUCAUGGAUUAAAUGUUUAAGUCAACACCUAGGCAGUUUUUUUCAGAAUAACGCAAAAGUUUAACCCAUCAGGUAUCCUGAACUUUUUCUUGGCUGCUAUGGAAUGUCCAUUCUAAAAGUUUUUUUUUUAAUCUUAUUUUUUGUAUUUGCGGUCACGAAAAGUACAGAAUUUGUGUUCGGAUUCAUUGACUCUUAAACGGCACAGCGCAGAUUUAAUUUUUAUCAGAUUUUCAGCUUCUUUCUGUUCAGCGAGUACUUCAAACAGCCGUCACCUGAUAAGGCGACCUGCGCUUCGGGCACAAUGGGUUGGUACGGCCCUGGAGCUGGUACAAUCUGGAAAAUGACAGUUCUCUUUCUACAGCUAGUCUCCUUAACCCAUGGGAAGAGACACGUCGUUUACUGGAAUAGCACAAACACAAGGCUUUCCCAGGGCGACCUUUCCAUCGAUGUUGACCCCGGUGACUACCUGGACAUCUUCUGCCCCCACUACCCGCCCGGGGCCCCCGCCUCGUCGCCCCCGGAGACGCUGGUGCUGUACCUGGCGAGGGGGGAGGACUUUCGGGGUUGCGGCGAGACGCGGGGGGCCACGAAGCGCUGGGAGUGCAACCGGCCCCGCGCGCCCCUGGGCCCCGUCCGCUUCACCGAGAAGAUCCAGCGCUUCACCCCGUUCUCCUCGGGCUUCGAGUUCCGCUCCGGCUACCACUACUACUACAGCUCGCUGGCUACGAAGGACGGUCCCGAGCUGCCUUGCAUGAAACUGCGGGUGGCGGUGUGCUGCGGUACCGGUACUCCAGCUCCGCACGGUGCCGUCGGAGCUUCAGCAGCGAGGCCUCAACUCUCCCUCCUCCUCCUCAUCCCUCUCUUCCUUCACUCCUCCGUCUGAACCACCGCCAUCGCCUGUAAAAAAAAAAAAAAAAGGAAAAAAAAAACCCUCCAAAGUGGUGGAUUUUCUGCGCUGGGUUGCCAGCGGGGACCAAACGCAGCAUCCCCACAGUCUCUCCUGGCCCUUUGAUCACUGAGAAGAAAAAAUCACUCGGAUGCGUCGACGCCUCGCGACCAUGGUCCAGGUCGGCACCUGCAGUGUCUGCACACCUCCGGCCAGAGAGAGAAGUAUAAGGAAUGUCCAUUAACCAAUCACAAUUAAAGGAUCCACCUCUUUUUUUGAGCGAAACAUCAUAUACAUAAAUCGUUUUACAGACAGCGUGUCUAAACUGUUUGGCCCCUAUUCAUCGUUUGUGAGCAGAAUCUCGCACUCGCGCACAUACACACGCGCACGGUAGUACACACUGAAUGGUGUAUGCGCUAAGGACUGACCCUGAUCUGUUUCGGCUCCUUGCUCAUAAGUAUUUGGGGGGGGAAAAGGACAGGUAAACUGAUUCUGGAUGUUUUUUUUUUGUUGUUAUUGAGAAAGAAGGUGCCUCCGUCGACAGUGAACACGCGCUGUUGUUUUUCAGGGCUUCUGUAAUCUGACGGCACCUGUGGACGUUGCACUUCAGCGUUAUCUGCAGGGUUGCGCACCGGGUGACUCCUUGGGUGGGAAAACCUCUCAUCCCUCCCUCUUUCUCAGUCCAUUUCCACCCUUCCCUGAAGCAUAAUUAAUCCCUCUCUCUUUUUCCAGCCCCUCUUGCGCUCUCGUUCUCAUUCCAUCGCGAUGCGUUAGCCUUCCGUCUCCUCUCCCCACUCUGAGGAACGCCGGUCGUGAAUCGCGGCCUUCCUUGGCCUUUUUCAUUCCACGACUUCAUUUCCGUUCACCCUCCUCACUUGCCUCUCCCUCCCCUCCCCCUGAUGUCUCUCCUUCCAACCCAGAGUGGGCUGAAGUAAACUGCGUUAGCCUGUGCAACGGCAACUGAACCGGGCCGAGGCUUGUUCACGCCGAGCAGAACCGUUGAGGUCAGAAGCGGACCAAAAGCCCUACCAUGUGUGCAGAACCUGUUCAGCAGUGCGGGAUUUGGGUUAUUGUUUCAACAGGUGAGGACUUGUGGGUGUAAGACAGGGCAAUUCUGUGUAACUGCGCAUAACUUGAACAGUCAGAUGUGUCAUCGUUAAGGAUGUGGAAAUUCACAAAACCUGUUUAACUGGGGGUGUGCUCUACUGGACUGGUUAGGUUUGGAGUAUAGGAUGUGUAUGAACUUAUUUGACGUGCAUUCCACGACAUAACUCUGGAUUUUCUGGGGCCUGCCUCAGUGUUGGACUCCUCCAAUAGUCAACACAUAUCAGAAGGAUUCUUGGAAUGCAAAGCUUUCAUUGGAUGAAGGGUUGCAGUUAAAGGAAGUGGUGACAGUGCCAUACCUUGGUUUUUCCUCUAGAUGGCGGCAAAGGCUUUCAUAAGGCAAUAUGUGAAAGAAACUGUAGCGCUUGUACUGAGCUGAUUCUCUGCUCUUGUUUGUACAUUCUCUAUUUUGUGGACAGUGAUAACCUGCAGAUGUUUAGAUAAGAGAAUUGGGACUGCGGUCAUGCAGGGUCCACAAGCUACUGUACAACUGAAUGGAAAAUGCAAGUCCUGUGAGGCUACAUGUAUCCACCAGGAACAAACUUCCAUCUAGAGCAUAUGUGUACGCAGAUUCUUACUUUUGUAUGUCUACACCUCCCGUGGUUCAUCUUAACGGGUGACUGAGGAACUCCCAAGCUUGCAGGACCCAGUAUGCUCUCUUCUGGAACAAACCCACUUUUAUCUGGUUUGAUUACCAACUGUACAACCACGUCACUGCCACACAGUUGUGUUUUGAGUAGGUUUUGAAAAGUUUGUUGGAGAAAAAAGAUGUGUAUGUAUACGUGUGGGGAAAAAAAAUAUUUUUGUACUUUCUUUUCACAUUUUAGUGAAUAACUUUUUGUCUUCUGUGAAGAUUUGCAAUCAGGUUCCUUCUUUUCAAUGAGGUGAAUGUAAUCAAUAAAUGUGGUUGUUGUAA